This is a messenger RNA of Emys orbicularis (European pond turtle), 1962 nucleotides long. Its product is annotated as zinc finger protein 260-like. NCBI's taxonomy places the organism in Eukaryota, Metazoa, Chordata, Testudines, Emydidae. The coding region runs from base 1 to 1962 and encodes 653 amino acids. The record is from RefSeq and is a predicted model, not a curated record. The transcript has a single exon.
AUGAAAGACCCUGCAAAGCGCGCGGCCCAGAAGACGCAUAUGUGCCCAGACUGUGGGAAAUCCUUCAGCAAGAAGGGAAAUCUGAAGAGACACCAGAGGAUCCACACAGCAGAGGAGCUCUACCCGUGCGGUGAGUGUGGGAGGCGCUUCACCACGAGGGGACACCUUACCACCCACCAGAGCAUCCACACCGGAGAGAGGCCUUUCCAGUGUGACGAGUGCGGACGGUGCUUCCGGCUGGAGAUAUGCCUGGCUGCUCACCAGAAGACACACACCAAAGGCGGGCCGUAUAUCUGUGUCCACUGUGGGAAGAGCCUGAGCACACGCAUCUACUUCAGCAUCCACAUGAGAACCCACAAGGAAAAGCGGCCGUACGCCUGCACCGAGUGCGGGAAGAGCUUUGUGAAGAAGGGGACGCUGACGGCACACAAGGAGAUACACAAACGGGAUAAGCCUUUCAAGUGCUCCGACUGCAGCCGGUGCUUUGGCCAGAGCGCAACACUGGUGGCUCACCAGAAAAUCCACCUCCGCGGGGGGCCAUUCAUAUGCACCGAGUGCGGGAAAAGCUUGAGCACCAAGAGGUAUUUUAACGUCCACCAGAGGAACCACGCAAAGCAGAGGCUACAGGAAGCCACUGGACAUGUAAAUGGCGUGCCUCUCCGGGUCAUCCAGAUUAAAGAGGAACCGGACGUGACCUUCAAGCAGGAGGAUAGCUUUAGCCUGGGGAAGAACGUUACAAUACCAGGAGCUCACUCAGAGGACGGACCCCAGGAAGGUCCUGAUUGUGGAACCCAAUCCAGCCCAAAGAUCCUUGUUAGCACUCCGUGGGGAAUCCAGACUAAGGAGGAACCAGACACAUACCCCGAACACGAGAGAAAUAUCAUUACAGUAGCCCACCAGAACUCUUACAUUAAGGAGGAACCACAAGCCAGCCCCGACUAUGACAACCAAUUCAAUCCAAAGAUGCCUCUCUUUCCUCCAUGGGGAAUCCAGGCUACAAAGGAAGCUGGGGUGGACAACGAACACCAGAGGGAUGUCACUAUGAUCGGCAGUCUUGCGGCAUGCCAGAAACCCCGCAUCAAGGAAGAACCACAGGAGAGUACCGACCGUGGAAGCAACUUCAGUCAAAAGACAUCUCUUGGCACCAUCCAGAGGAUCCAGAUUAAAGAGGGAGCCGGGGCAGAUGGCGAACAUGGGGAAAGCUGCAGCCCAAAGAAAAAACACAGAAAACGCCAGAGAACCAGCGAAGAGGGGACUUCUGGUGCAUGUACCGAGAGCCGGGCAAACACAAAAUGCAAGAAAAAUCCCUUGACGAAGGACGGUCCCAAAGCGGAGAGGAUAUUUCCGUGUCCCGAGUGUGGGAAAAGCUUCAACCAGAAGUCGAAUCUUACUAGGCACCGGAAGAUCCACACCAGUGAGGGGCCUUAUAAGUGCAACGAGUGCGGGGAGAGUUUCCGGAUGAACAGGAAGCUCAUCAGGCAUCAGAGGAUCCACAUGAGCGAGCCCUUUAAAUGCACCGAGUGUGGGAAAAGCUUCACCCAGCGGUCAAACCUCGUGAGGCACCAGCGGAUCCACACCAGGGAGGAGCCGUACAAAUGUCCCGAAUGCGAGAAGACCUUCAAUCAGAAGGCCAACCUCUUCAGGCACCAGACGAUCCACAUCAGGAUGGGACCGUGCAAAUGCACCAAGUGUGGGAAAUGCUUCACUCAGAAGAAAAACCUUAUUAGACACCAGACACUGCACUCCAGGGGCGGGGCUUAUAAAUGCACGGUGUGUGGGAAACGGUACAGGCUGAAAAAAUAUCUGAGGAGGCACCAGAAAAUCCAUAUGAGGGAGGGACCCACCGGGCGUGCAAAACGGGGGGGAAAGCUGGGGGCACCGGCGAGCAUUAGCAACCACCCCCAGACCCACCCAGAACAAAGAGCGCUCCCGGCUGUGAAAAGUGAGGAGAGCAAUCUCUAG